Messenger RNA from Odocoileus virginianus texanus, 1331 nucleotides. NCBI's taxonomy places the organism in Eukaryota, Metazoa, Chordata, Mammalia, Artiodactyla, Cervidae. The record is from RefSeq and is a predicted model, not a curated record.
UCCUCCCCACCACGUGUCCAGCUGCCUCACGAACACGUCCCGGGAGUUCUCCCACACACACUCCGCUCACUCCCUCCUCGUCAGGUGGGCUCUUCAUAGCUCCCAACCUUCCUCGGCUGGGACAACCACAGGCCAUCCAGCUCAGUUCUGUCAGGUUUAUCCCCUUGGACCCCUUUCCGUCCCACGGCCCGGCACACUGCUGCCAAAUCCCAGCGGGAUCAAUCCACACUGUCCGGGUCCCCCAUUACCCACGGCAGAGAAGCCCUGGAACCUAAGGUUCUACCGAAAGUUGCAGGAAAAGCCAAUACACAAAGUGUGACAAUGGACCCAGAGCAGCAAUCAGUCAGGCUACUUGGAGACCCUGCCCCUGGCUGUCCUCACUCUCUCCUCAGGGGAGCCUCCCACCCUCUCACCUCGCCCUGGCACUGCCCACACCACACUGAUACUGGCGGUGCCCCAGACUGGGAGCACCCAGGGCAGGGUCUGACUUUUUAUCUCCUCCAGGCAGGGCUUGGCCCAGAGCCCAGAACAUGGUGUGGUGAGUCCAGGCAGUGACACAUUUCCCGUUUACUUUUCACUGCAGCCCCCCUAGGACUGCAUCCGAUCCCUUGAUUUGGGGAGGGGUCUACAGGCAGUGCUAGGAGUUAAACCACGGACUUGCCCACUGGACACAUGCCCGCACAGGAGCCCUGUUUGCUGCUGCCACUGCAGCUGUGGAGCAUCAUGGCAGACAAUGGGCGUUUCACAGCGGGACGUCGCUGCUGGACUGGGGCCAGCCGCUGGGAAGGAGGCGGCGUCCAGCCCGGCCCGAUCGCCCCCUCAGAGACCCGAAGGAUGGGGUCGAGGGGUCUGCACAUCCAGACAGAGCCAACUACAGAGGCCCAGUAAAAACAAGCUCAGGAGACUGCACGAGACCAGGAGAAGCCAGCCUGUUGAGGCCUCAGGGAAGCAAGGGCCAAGGCCAGACCAGCGGGCCUGGGGAGCCCAGGGCCGGGACGCCUGCCAAGACAGGCUUCAGCCACCAGGGGGCGCAAGCCGAACAGAGGAGGGGGCAGUAGACAACUGGAAAAAAGUUAAAGUUGCAGGUGUCACCCCCUGGAUCCACCACAGGAGGGUGAAGAGUGCAUACCACGCAGACCCGGAGGACGCCGAGUGGACUACACAAAAGGACCCCACUGAUCCCUGUGAAACCAAGAUCAUCUCAAAGAAGAAAAAGAGAUGAAGCUCUACAAUCAACUGCUGCUAAAGGACUUGCUGGUAUCAUCUUGAGACUAACCAUAGUUUCAGUAUAAACAGGGACCUGUGCUAUAAUUAAAGUUGAAUGUUGUGUA